GUGUUCACCGCCAGGUCCUCUUCGUCACCGUGGGCUGGUUUGUGGGUUAUUUCCUCAUGAGGCGCAUGGAGUACAUGCACGCCAAGGUGGACCGGGAGUUGUUCGAGUACGUCCGGCAGCACCCGGAAGACUUUAAGGCAGCAGACAAGAGGAGGAUCGGAGAGCUCUUGGAGGAUUUCUACCCGGUUUGCUGA
Molecule: messenger RNA, 194 nt
Organism: Apaloderma vittatum (bar-tailed trogon)
Lineage: Eukaryota; Metazoa; Chordata; Aves; Trogoniformes; Trogonidae
Product: NADH dehydrogenase [ubiquinone] 1 subunit C2-like
Exons: 2
Biological process (GO): mitochondrial electron transport, NADH to ubiquinone
Cellular component (GO): mitochondrial inner membrane
Source: RefSeq, a predicted model, not a curated record